Molecule: messenger RNA, 8312 nt
Organism: Salmo salar (Atlantic salmon)
Lineage: Eukaryota; Metazoa; Chordata; Actinopteri; Salmoniformes; Salmonidae
Source: RefSeq, a predicted model, not a curated record
GAUAUCAUGGAUUGGUAUUCUUUUCUCCAACUCCAUCACUAAAACGGCGAAAGGGUGACGGUGUUGUUGUUGUUUGAACUGCAGAUUUAACCCGUUAAAGGGUGAUUGUGGAUUUUGUCUGUGCGCGCGUACUACCCACCCAGAUCUGUGUUUUUUUUCUGUCCUUUCUUUAUGAGUUGUUAGGUAGAUUAUUACGUUUAUGAACCCAAAUAAGGCAUCAUUUGCAACAGUGUAAAUGAAUUUGUUGCUCUGCAGUCGACUGUACAUUUCUCAGCCCUGAGGUACAGUACAUUCCAGGGCUGUGUCUGUUAGUGCAGAUGAAAGACUCAGUUUCACUAAAGAGGGCAAGUGGAGACAGGUUCCACAUGCCUACCCAGGAAGGUAUCAGUGGGACAAAUUACCUACGUUACCUCAAAUGCAGUGGUGGAUACUAAAACGUAUUUUUCUUAAAACGGUUGUUGUAUUGGGCAGAAGGGCCCCGGUUGGUCUGGAUGAGAACAGGACCUACUCUGUUUUAACAGGGACAUUGUAAAGUGAACAUCUGGAGUUAAUAUCGGCCUAUUCACAAUGACUAUUUUCUGACCUUGUUCCUACAAAGAAUGACAGUGGGGAAAAGAAAUGGCGGAGAAAUGGUUGUGGAUGUUAAUGCCGUGGAGGGGAUGCUGGUGUUCACGUGGUAAAGGUGCUGGACAAGAGGAGGAGAGACACGUGAGAGCCAAUGACAAGGACUACAAUGAAAAGAUCCCAUAUGCUGACAAUCACAUCAAAACCUGCAAGUACAACGUCUUCACCUUCCUGCCCAUCAAUCUGUUCGAGCAGUUCCAGAGAGCUGCUAAUGCAUACUUCCUAGUGCUGCUCAUGUUACAGUUGAUCCCUGAGAUCUCAUCCCUGUCCUGGGUCACUACCACUGUGCCUCUGGUCAUGGUGCUGGUGAUCACUGCAGUCAAAGAUGCCACUGACGACUAUUUCAGGUACAAAAGCGAUCAGCAGGUCAACAAUCGUCAGUCUCAGGUACUCAGGGGAAAUCUACAGAAUGAGAAGUGGAUGAAUGUACGCGUGGGAGAUAUCAUCAAGCUGGAAAACAAUCACUUUGUGGCAGCUGACAUUCUGCUGCUCUCCAGCAGUGAACCAUAUGGACUGUGUUACAUAGAGACAGCUGAGCUAGACGGGGAGACCAAUCUGAAGGUUCGCCAGGCUUUGACUGUGACCUCGGACCUGGGAGCAGACAUAACAAAGCUGGCUGACUUCAAUGGGGAAGUUAUCUGUGAGCCUCCCAACAACAAGCUGGACAAGUUCACAGGUACUCUGUACUGGAGAGAUAACAAGUACCCUCUGGAUAACGAAAAGAUGCUGCUGAGAGGCUGUGUGCUCCGGAACACGGACUGGUGCUUCGGAAUGGUUGUCUUCGCUGGGCUGCAAACCAAACUGAUGCAGAACUGUGGGAGGACUAAAUUCAAAAGGACUAGCAUUGAUAAACUGAUGAACACUUUAGUUUUAUGGAUAUUUGGCUUCCUAGUCUGCAUGGGUGUGAUCCUGGCUAUUGGCAACACCAUCUGGGAGCAGAAGGUUGGGAGGAGCUUCGGUGUCUAUCUCCUGUGGGAUGAACCAAUCAGAAACAACAAUGUGGUGUUCUCUGGGUUCCUCACCUUCUGGUCUUACAUCAUCAUCCUCAACACAAUGGUGCCCAUCUCGCUCUACGUCAGUGUGGAGGUUAUUCGUCUGGGCCACAGUUACUUUAUUAACUGGGACAGGAAGAUGUAUUACAUCCAGAAGGACACUCCAGCUGAGGCCAGAACCACCACGCUCAAUGAGGAGCUGGGCCAGGUGGAGUUUAUCUUCUCAGACAAGACAGGAACUCUCACACAAAACAUCAUGAUCUUCAACAAAUGCUCCAUCAACGGGAAGAGCUAUGGUGAUGUUUAUGAUGAAUUUGGCCAUAAAGUGGAAAUUACAGAGAGAACGGCCUGUGUAGAUUUCUCCUUCAACCCUCUGAGUGACAGGAAGUUUAAGUUUCAUGACAGUAGCCUGGUGGAGGCCAUCAAGAUGGAGGAGCCAUCAGUGCAGGAGUUCUUCAGACUGCUGGCUCUGUGUCAUACUGUCAUGCCUGAGGAGAAGAAUGAAGGGGAUCUGGUGUACCAGGCCCAGUCGCCUGACGAGGGAGCGCUGGUCACGGCCGCACGGAACUUUGGCUUUGUGUUUCGUUCCAGAACCCCGGAGACUGUCACGCUGUACGAGAUGGGGACAGCCGUCAACUACCAGCUCCUGGCUAUCCUCGACUUCAACAACGUGCGCAAGAGAAUGAGUGUCAUUGUGAGGAACCCAGCAGGCCACAUCAAGCUGUACUGUAAAGGAGCUGACACCAUCAUCUUCGACAGACUGGACCCGUCCAACCAUGUUCUCAUGAACACUACCUCAGAGCAUCUUUACGAGUUUGCCGGUGAAGGCUUGCGAACACUGGCCCUGGCCUACAAAGACCUAGAUGAGAAUGUAUUAGAGGAAUGGAUGAAGAAGCUUCUGUAUGCCAGCACUGUGAUAGAGAACAGAGAGGAGGGACUGGCUGAUCUCUACGAGGAAAUAGAGACAGGUCUGAUGCUUCUUGGAGCCACAGCAGUAGAAGACAAACUACAAGAGGGGGUUCCUGAAACAAUCGCCUGUUUGACCCUGGCCAGCAUCAAGAUCUGGGUUCUCACUGGGGAUAAGUUAGAGACAGCGAUGAACAUCGGCUACUCUUGCAACAUGCUGAGAGACGAUAUGAACGAAGUGUUUAUAAUAUCCGGACAUUCUGUCUUAGAGGUGCAGCAGCAACUCAGGAGUGCAAAGGAGCACAUCCUAGGCCUGGGCAGAGUCAGCAGUACUGUAGAUGUGGAGAAGACAGAUGAGUUCUCAGAGGAUUCUGUAUUUGAAGAAACCAUCAUAGCAGAGUAUGCCUUAAUCAUCAAUGGACACAGUCUGGCCCAUGCCCUGGAGCCUGAGCUGGAGAAGGUCUUUCUGGAGACAGCCUGUCUGUGUAAGACAGUGAUCUGCUGUAGGGUGACUCCCAUGCAGAAGGCCCAGGUGGUGGAGCUGGUCAAGACGAACAAAAUGGCUGUGACUCUGGCCAUAGGAGACGGAGCCAAUGACGUCAGCAUGAUCAAGACUGCUCAUAUAGGUGUAGGUAUAUCAGGUCAGGAGGGCAUGCAGGCUGUGCUAGCCUCCGACUACUCCUUUGCCCAGUUCCGCUAUCUGCAGCGUCUCCUGCUGGUCCACGGCCGCUGGUCCUAUUUCCGCAUGUGCAACUUCCUGUUCUACUUCUUCUACAAGAACUUUGCCUUCACCCUGGUGCACUUCUGGUUCGGCUUCUUCUGUGGUUUCUCAGCUCAGACGGUUUAUGACCAGUGGUUUAUCACUCUCUUCAAUAUAGUCUACACAUCCCUGCCAGUUCUGGCCAUGGGGCUUUUCGAUCAGGAUGUGAACGAAGCCAACAGCCACCGCUACCCUAGCCUGUACCGUCCAGGACAGCUCAACCUCCUGUUCAAUAAAAGACAGUUCUUCCUGUGUACGCUGCAGGGGAUGGGUACCUCCUUCCUCCUCUUCUUCAUCCCCUACGGAGCCUUCUGCCUCGUCGUCAGGGACGACGGAUCACACAUCUCAGACCAGCAGGCUUUCGCCGUCAUCAUAUCAACAUCCUUGGUCAUAGUGGUGAGCGUUCAGAUUGGACUGGACACCUACUAUUGGACAGCUGUGAAUCACGUAUUUGUGUGGGGUAGCCUGGCUGUCUACUUUGCCAUUCUAUUCGCUAUGCACAGUGACGGCCUCUUCAGCAUAUUCCCCAACCAUUUUCCUUUCAUUGGCACAGCCCGUAACUGCCUGACUCAGAAGAGUGUGUGGCUGGUUAUAAUGCUGACCACAGUGGCGUGUGUCAUGCCAGGGUUGGCAGUCCGCUUUCUGAAGACAGACCUUUACCCCACUCUGACGGACAAGGUGCGGUGCCUGCAGCAGGCCAGCAGAAAGCUGGGUCCUAAGGAGCAGAACCUGAGACGGGUUCGGAGGACCAGCUCCCGGCGCUCGGCCUACGCCUUCUCCCACCAACAGGGCUAUGGAGAGCUCAUAACCUCAGGGAAGAACAUGAAGGUCACCGCCAGCACCGCUGCCCAUUCCCCAUCCAUGUCCACAUCGUCUCCUGGUAGGGUCCACAACAGCAGAAGUUUGAUAGAGGGCAUGUCGAAGAGGAAGGGGGAAAUACCGGUAGCCUGCGUCUCUGCUGAGGCCUACGGAACAUCCGGAACCCCGGAAGGCAACACUAGAACUCAACAGACUGUAAUGGACUCUAAUGGUGCUUCCAAUGGGGCAGUUCAGACAUGACCCUUACGCCUAGUUUUUAGAUUCCUAACAAGCUGUUUAGAGUAUAAGACGAUCCUGUGUAUCUACACCUGGCUCAGUGAGUAAGAGUUAGAGCAUGGUGCGGUCAACAUCGGGGGGGGGGGGGUGUUUGAUUUCCCACAUUGGAUCGAUCGGCCACAUAUACAGGUAACUGCCAAAAUAAUGGAAACACUUGUUGUAAAUUUGAUUUUUUUAUUUUACCAUUAUUUUACCAGGUAAGUUGACUGAGAACACGUUCUCAUUUACAGCGACGACCUGGGGAACAGUUACAGGGGAGAGGAGGGGGGGUGAAUGAGGGUUCUGGCGGCUCUGUUACGGUGCGCGGUGCGUUCUCCUGCCAUGGUUUAUGUCCACUGAACCCCCUUGGAGGGCGAGGUAAACUCCAAUAAAUACACAGCCAUUCUGAGUCAUCAACCUGUGGUGAAGCAUUUCUACCCUGAUGGGAGUGGUCUCUUCCAGGAUGUCCCCUAUCCACAGGGAACGAGUGGUCACUGUGUGGUUUGAUGAGCAUGAAAACGGUUUAAACCAUAUGACAUGGCCGUCUCAGUCAUCAGAUCUCAACCCAAUUGAACAACUUUUGGGAGAUUCUGGAGCGGCGCCUGAGAUAGCAUUUUACACCACCAUAAAAAAUAUAAAAAAAACACCAAAUUGAAAAUGAUUGUGGAAGAAUGGGCGUCACAUCCUUCCAAUAGAGAUUCAGGCAUUUAUAGAAUCUCGGCCAAGGUGCAUUGAAACUGUUCUGACGGCUCGUGGUGGCCCAACGACCCUCUUAAUACACUUUAUGUUGGUGUUUCCUUUAUUUUGGCAGUUACCUGUUUGUCACUGUCAGCUCUGUGAGUCACUUUGGAUAAAAGCGUCUGGUAAGUGACUAUAUUGUGGGCACUGGAUAAGCAGCACAUCAGAGAGUAAGUCAAACUCAAUCAUCAGAGGAUAUGACCGCACCAGCAAGCAGACUCCAAAAGAACCAGCACAGGAACAUCCAAUCAGUUGCAUUUCUGGGAUCAACUCAUGUUCAGAAAGAUCACUAAAGGCUGUAGUCCAUCUGAAUCAGUGGAGCGUUUACAGAUAUACAUUCUAAGGUGAUUUUUACUAUUGAGCCGUCAUCUGCAGUGUUUACUGUGAAUGCAGUCUCCGCUAACAUUGCCUUUCAAUUGAAAUCACACUGUAACGCUUCAUUUCCACGAUACGGAUUGAAUAGGGCCCUAAGCAUUGGAGUUUUGAGAUUUUUGGUGGAGAGCUCCUUUUUAAUAAAUGUAGGAGUAGAUUGAUUUUUCAGCAGCCUGGGCUGGACAGGUAUGAGUUUGGUAUCAUAGCCACCUGAAACAGUGAUAUAAUACAGGUAUGUAUGCCAGGCUGCUUUAGGAAAACAUUAAGCACAACUCUAUCAUUGUUAGAACACUGUGUUACAAAUCAUAUUUUGCCGAUGACCAUGAAUAUGCAAAAUGUUAUUUUUCUAUUUUUUUCUGGUUUUGCACAUACAGUAAGUCAUCGUGAUAAUUAGAAUGCUGACUGAAAGAAUGUUCUUGAGGUUUAGAAUGCUGACUGAAAGAAUGUUCAGAAUGUUCCUGAGGUUUAGAAUGCUGACUGAAAGAAUGUUCAGAAUGUUCCUGAGGUUUAGAAUGCUGACUGAAAGAAUGUUCCUGAGGUUUAGAAUGCUGACUGAAAGAAUGUUCAGAAUGUUCCUGAGGUUUAGAAUGCUGACUGAAAGAAUGUUCAGAAUGUUCCUGAGGUUUAGAAUGCUGACUGAAAGAAUGUUCAGAAUGUUCCUGAGGUUUAGAAUGCUGACUGAAAGAAUGUUCAGAAUGUUCCUGAGGUUUAGAAUGCUGACUGAAAGAAUGUUCAGAAUGUUCCUGAGGUUUAGAAUGCUGACUGAAAGAAUGUUCAGAAUGUUCCUGAGGUUUAGAAUGCUGACUGAAAGAAUGUUCAGAAUGUUCCUGAGGUUUAGAAUGCUGACUGAAAGAAUGUUCAGAAUGUUCCUGAGGUUUAGAAUGCUGACUGAAAGAAUGUUCAGAAUGUUCCUGAGGUUUAGAAUGCUGACUGAAAGAAUGUUCAGAAUGUUCUUGAGGUUUAGAAUGCUGACUGAAAGAAUGUUCAGAAUGUUCUUGAGGUUUAGAAUGCUGACUGAAAGAAUGUUCAGAAUGUUCUUGAGGUUUAGAAUGCUGACUGAAAGAAUGUUCAGAAUGUUCCUGAGGUUUAGAAUGCUGACUGAAAGAAUGUUCAGAAUGUUCCUGAGGUUUAGAAUCCUGACUGAAAGAAUGUUCAGAAUGUUCCUGAGGUUUAGAAUGCUGACUGAAAGAAUGUUCAGAAUGUUCCUGAGGUUUAGAAUGCUGACUGAAAGAAUGUUCAGAAUGUUCCUGAGGUUUAGAAUGCUGACUGAAAGAAUGUUCUUGAGGUUUAGAAUGCUGACUGAAAGAAUGUUCAGAAUGUUCCUGAGGUUUAGAAUGCUGACUGAAAGAAUGUUCAGAAUAUUCUUGAGGUUUAGAAUGCUGACUGAAAGAAUGUUCAGAAUGUUCCUGAGGUUUAGAAUGCUGACUGAAAGAAUGUUCUUGAGGUUUAGAAUGCUGACUGAAAGAAUGUUCAGAAUGUUCCUGAGGUUUAGAAUGUUCUUGAGGUUUAGAAUGCUGACUGAAAGAAUGUUCAGAAUGUUCCUGAGGUUUAGAAUGCUGACUGAAAGAAUGUUCAGAAUGUUCCUGAGGUUUAGAAUGCUGACUGAAAGAAUGUUCAGAAUGUUCCUGAGGUUUAGAAUGCUGACUGAAAGAAUGUUCAGAAUGUUCAAGAUGCAUGUUUUUACCUUUAAUGGAGAGAGCAUAAUUGUGCCUUUCACAGUUCCUUCUGUUAAGGAAUAAAGCAUUUAUCACACGUCUGAACAUAGACAUAACCGUUCAAUAGUCACAUUGGGGAGGACAUUGGGGAGGACGGGCUCGUGAUAAUGGCUGGAACGGAAUAGGUGGAAUGGUAUCAAAUACAUCAAACACAUGGUUUCCAGGUGUUUGAUGCCAUUCCAUUUGCUUCAUUCUGCCCAUUAUUAUGAGCUGUUCUCCACUCAGCAGCCUCAACUGGUCAAGGUCUUUGUCAUAUGUUGGCUUUAUCCUUCAUUUACAUUUAAAGGUGCAACCUGCAAUAGUUACAGGCAGCUGUUCAAUGGUCGUUGUGUACCAAUUACUUUUUAAAGAAUAUCAUGCUGAUGGUCUGUUAGACCGUAAAGCUCCAUCUAUGAAUUUAGGACUGGUUUCAUUUCUUUAGCCCCAUCCCUCAGCUUUAUGGCAAAAACAGUGGUGGGGCUGCCGUUCGGCUGAAAAGUGAAUCACAGAUUGAGACUUUAAAACGGUAUGAAGAGAGAGCUUUCCUGUCAACUUCCUGUAACGAAGGGUAAUCCAUACCGUAGGGAGGCUCAAUGCUAAGACUCUGGCUAUCAGCAUUCUACAGCCUAAUUUCCCUAUUGGAUCACACACACACUCUAAUACACUGUCAACCUGUCAGACAUGAAAACAUGUUUUUAGGCUUAUGCUGAAAUUCAAUACAAUCAUUUACAUUUGUUAACAUAUAGAAAAAUUUAAUUUUUUUGUUUUUAAGCUAAGAAUUAAUUUCUUCUUGGAUGUAUCAUUUUAUUUUAUAUUUCUUUCUACCGACAAAAAUGAAACACUGUCAUUUUAUUUGUUAAUGUCCGCUUCUUGAACUUGGAAAUAAUGUUUUUCAACGACACUGUGUGUUUUUUUUUAUACAAAUAUACAGCUGUUCAUAUUGUUGUCUGUUUCUGUGGAGAUAAUGGAACAGCCAGACAAAAGUAAACAAAAUCCCUUUACUCCUUAAUUCCUUCGAAACAUACAACACACACACACAGCAAUGGAAGGAAUGUAGUACUGCGCUGUGUGGGAAAUGAUUGUAUUUUAUAGUCCCUUACUAACUGAAAUCAUUACACUCACAGAAUAAAGAAAAGUCUCCUUUCUCGUAAA